Epinephelus lanceolatus (giant grouper) is the source of this 1224-nucleotide messenger RNA. NCBI's taxonomy places the organism in Eukaryota, Metazoa, Chordata, Actinopteri, Perciformes, Serranidae. The record is from RefSeq and is a predicted model, not a curated record.
AUGAGACAAGAAUUUGCUACCACACCCCGCAGUCCCUCCUCCUUGUUCCCCAUUGCUGUGGACUGCUUCGCCAGGGGUAGAGGGGGCAGUGGCUCCAGGAACACAGCUGUGGUCGUCAGCCACAGCAGCUCUAAGUCAUCAGUCACAGCAGGCUGGUGGCCGAUGGCAGCACCAGAUCUAACCUCUAAUCGGUUCAAAGAAAAAAGGAGGUUAACACUGUUUAACACUGCUGUGGUGCUGUGUAGUGUUUCUCUGCUUCAAACUGCAGAGGUUCCUCAUCAGAUCUCUCUGACUGUGGUUGAACUUGGUGGGAAUGUUACUUUGCAGUGUCCAGUUUCUGAGAAGGAAGGCAAAUUCUUUUACUGGUACAAACAGUCUCUUGGAUAUAUGGCCCAAACAGUUGCAACUGCAGUUCAGGGUCAGUUAACAGUAAGUGAACAGUUUGACAACCCACGGUUCAAAGCAACAAAAGGAGUUGCUCAGUAUCUUCUUACCAUCACAAAUGUCAGCAAAGAGGACGAAGCAACAUACUUCUGUCACUAUGGAGCGGCGUAUUCAUGGAGUUUCAGCAAAGGCAUCUUCUUGGCUGUGAACGAUAGUAAUCAGCAGAAACGUUUUCAUGUGAAACAAAGUCCGGAGACUGAGUCGGUCCAGCCAGGCGACAGAGUGAAUCUCCAGUGUUCACUUCUUUCCAUGAACAAAACUAACAAAGAUGAGUGUCCAGGUGAAGACAGAGUGUACUGGCUCAGAUCUGGAUCAGGAGAAUCUCAUCCAAGCAUCAUUUACACUGACAGAGACAAACAAGAGGAGAGAAGUUGUUUCUACAGUCUGUCCAAAACUAUACAGACCUCCUCUGAUACUGGGACUUACUACUGUGCUGUGGUCACAUGUGGAGAGAUCCUGUUUGGUGAAGGAACUAAAGUGGAAACAAGAUCAGAACUUGAACCAGUUGUCCUUGCUCUUGGAGUCCUGUUGGCCUGCUGUGUGACUGUGAUUGUCGUCCUUAUCUUCUACGGAAAUCGAAGGAAAGUUUGCGAACACUGCAAAGGUAGGGUCACCACUUUUUACUUUCAGGAUGGUGAAGAAGAGGCCACAAACUAUGCAGCACUGGAGUUUUCCACAAGGAAAGUGAAAAGAGGAAAGAGGAAGACUGAAAACAAACCAGAGUGUGUGUACUCUGCUGUAAAGGCAGAUUACCACAACCAGCAACACCCCUCUCUGUAG